GUCUGCGAGCGCGCCCGCGUGCAGCAGCGGCUUUGAACGGGGGGAGUCUGGACACCCUCUCCGCUUCCUCCGCCGCUUCUCCAUGAGCCGUCUGCCAAAUGGAGGCAGAGGUGUUGAACCCGCGCGCGAUGGCAGACGUCAACGGCAACAACAGCAACAAGACGUCCAGCGCGGAGCUCGAGGUGCUCAAGCUGCAGGAAUUGGUGCGGAAAUUGGAGCGGCAGAACGAACAAUUGCGGACCAGGGCGAACGCGGCGCACGCUCGCCCCGUCGGCCCUCCUCAUCUCCAGACCUCGCUGUCGGGUCUGCGCGGCGGUAACGCGUGCGCGAGCGACCACGUCCCCGGACAAUAUGGCACCCCGAGUCCCCCCGGGGCCCCCGGAGCGACCGAGGAGCCCUUCGCGUAUUUUCAGCCGAGCUCCGCGUGUCUUGGCGCCGCUGAGGAGGACACCGCCACCGUCAUGGAUGAGGUGGAUGUUUUGGACCUGGACGCCGCGCUCCCCAUCGGGCAGCCCGAUAGCUGGCUGUACGUGAGUCCCAAAGCCAAGUUUAUGGGCGAGUGUCUCCUCAGCCCUCUCCAGUGGUGCAGGCAGGUACUGGACCACCCGGGGCCCGAGGUGGAGCUGGCCAAGAUGACCCUCUGCCACAGGCUGGACCAAGCUAAGCGCUGGCGAGGACGCUCCUCGGUCCGUUCAUACAGCUGCAUAGAGGGACUGUCCUCCCUCAGCUGCCCCGUGCUGCCUUACACGAAGCCCGCUGCCCCGACCGAGGCCCCAGCUCCGUUGCCCUCAUGCGCUCAGUCUUUUCUGCAGCCUCUCAGGGCCGGCCUCAGUGACCGAGCGCCCACCUUCCUGUCAAACGCCACUCUCCACAACGUGGGCCGCCGACACGCAGCCAUCAGCCCCCAGUCUUCCCUGGACAGUGAGGCGGGUGCGUCAGAGCUGGAGGACGACUCCAUCUCAAUGAGCUACAAACUGCAGGACAUGAUGGACGUGGAGGUCAUGGCCCGACUUCAGGAGCAGAGUCUCCGCCAGGACUACGCCUCCACCUCGAACACGGCCACAGCCAGCCGGCGUAGAUCCAGCUUCUCCUUGCACUCCCUCCGGCGCAGCGAGAUGGAUCUGGACGAGGAGGACGAGGAGGAGGAGGACGAGGGUUACGACCAGCUGCCGCCUCCGCAGCCUCGUCUGUUUGGCGCAGGCUCUAUGCAGCGCGGCGGCCUGCCCCACUCUCACACCUUCUCCAGUAUCAGAGACUGCAGACGCGGCCCAAUCGCACCCCAGUUCUCCCUCAGCGGACUCUCCCAGUACUCGGCCCCGCUCAGCCUGACCAUGGAAGCACACACGACAUACAGGAGCAGCACAGACAAGCUACGGAGAAGCAUGCCCAACCUGCUCCGAGCUCCCAGCAUGCCCAGUGUUCCCAGCACCCCAUGCCUGGCUUCCCCUGUCAACCCGCCCUCCCACGGCCCCUCCUCCUUGCCAACGGUAUCUUCCCUGCGAAGCAGCCAGAGCUUUGACUCCUCCAGUGGGCUUGCACGACUCCAGUCCUCCAUUCCCUCCCCAGGCCAGCUCAGCCAGCGGGUCCUGAGCGUGGGGAACUUCCCCACCACUCCCCGACACCCGCUCAAAGCCACGGCCUACGUGAGUCCCACGGUGCAGCAGGGCCCCCCCUCCAUGUCCGCCUCCAUCAGUCUACACUCCAUCCCCGGCAGCGCGGCAGCUCCGCAGCCUCUCAAGCCCAGCAGCGGCUUGGUGCAACAGCCCCCGAAAGCUGUCUGCAGCCAGCCGGCCGUCACGCGCAGCUCGCUGCCGCGCCCGGCCUCCUUCGUGGGAAUGAGUGGAGUUCCACGUGCGAGCAAAAUCUCCCAACCCACACGCAGUUUGCUGACCCCUCCAAAGAGCCUGGCGGCCCUGACGGCCCUGAGGGACGGCAGCUGGAAAGACGGCUGCUACUGAACCCAAAGUGGACGGAUGUGCAGGAGGGAGGUCGUUGUCAGGAGGGUCCGGUCUUGGGCAAAUGACACUGCUCUUCACUGGUGCACUGAGAAGCGUCCCGGUCCAGCAGGCUGGACCUCCACCUCACUACCUGCUGAAACACAUUCUGACACGCCACUGAACAACCGAGCAAUACUCUGAUAAUCACUUACUCCGUGUCAACUGUCUUUGUUUUUUGUCAUUGUUGAUAGUUACACUGAAGCUUAGGGAAAAGACAACCCACGCUUUUGUACGUGCUUUUAAUUAUUUUAUACGACUAAUUUAGCAACUAUUGAUUUUCUUGUCAGACCGUGGUGUUGGAUGUGAAGUUGAACCUGGGAUUUUGUUACAUCCUGUGCCUGUUAAAAGUAGUGUAUCUCUUAUUGUAUUCAUUGGCUGGACCUCGCAGCACUUUCGAUCAGAACUAUGAUUAACACAUUAAAGUUUCCUAAGUGAAGUCUGAUAUCGGUUAAAUUGAGUGAGCACACAUUAUCUUUUCUUUUGCUUGUUGUUUACAUAAGAGCUGAGAUUUGUAAUGAUCUUUGAUAAACAUAAUAGCUGCAAUGAUGUUGCACAGAGAGCCCUGAUGCUUUUUAUUGAUGAUACGACUGUAAAGAGGAGAGUUUUUAAAGUGAAUAAAACAAUUUCAAAAAUA
Gasterosteus aculeatus aculeatus (three-spined stickleback) is the source of this 2631-nucleotide messenger RNA. It is a transcript of the gene slain1a, whose product is annotated as SLAIN motif family, member 1a. Gene Ontology annotation, cellular component: microtubule plus-end. Lineage: Eukaryota; Metazoa; Chordata; Actinopteri; Perciformes; Gasterosteidae. The record is from RefSeq and is a predicted model, not a curated record. Gene Ontology annotation, biological process: microtubule nucleation; positive regulation of microtubule polymerization; cytoplasmic microtubule organization.